GGCUUCCAUUCUGCCCGCUUGUGUCAGUGACGCCGUGCUGUGACAUAUUUGACAGUUUGUUAUCGUGAUCGUGUGAUGUUUUCGUAUCGGAACUAUGGUGUAUCCCCAUGAAAAUGUGGAGUGAUUUCCAGGGCUCGGGCGGCGGGUGCGGCGCCAAGCGGCGCGCCGUCUCUCCGUGCGAAGGCGGCGGGAAAGUCGCGCGCUGGGAAGAUUCGAUAGCGAGGCUCGAGGCCGUGGCCGCCGGCGCUGGCGGCGGAGACUGCUGGAGAGAAGACGAGGAAAGGCGCGCGUGCCGCCGCCGCUGGUGCGGUGGUUGGUGCGGGGCGCACGAAACUAUACGAGCCGAGAAUGGCAAAUCCUACCUCGAGUUGGGUGCCGCCGCAGCGCGCGCCUGCUGCGAUGGUCGCGCCGCAGGACGUUGUGCAUCGCGUCGCUGUUACCGCGAACGACGCCACAAGAUGAUGAACCUCUGCGCGCUAAAACUGGCUCGCUUCCGCCAGACGGCGGAUCCGUCUUUGAGGCGGUCGGUCCUCGUCUGCAAUACCCUGCGAGGCAUCGAACGCGAAAUGGAGAGGGAGAGCGCGGAAGAAGCGCCUUUCGAGCCCGCUUGCGUAGCGAACGGUGCUGCGCGGUGCGAACUCCUCAGUGCGAGGGACCCUGCUGCGGGGCGCGCCACCCCAUUCCCGACGCCCCCGCCACCGGACCGCGAUUCAGGUUACGGCGACGAGGAGCAGCGCACCAUCGACUGGGGUUCAGUGCUGAGCUUGUCGUCGCGGUCUGCGCUGGACCCGCCCGAGGACGCGUGGCCCGACGACUGGGGCUGGAGCGAGGACAGCUUCGUGCGGCUGCUGGUGCCGACGAGUUAGUGCUCGCCGCGCGGGCCGGAGUCGCCCGCGCCGCCGCCCUGAGCGCCUGUGAUACGCCGCGGUGAAGCGGGCAGCCGCUGCCGCGCGGCAUCUAGUCGGUCCCGGACGCGGCGCCCCCGCGCCCACCGCGCGCGCAUGCGGCGCCACGCUGUACGCAGUCAGUAGUUAGUAUUAUAUAAUUGCUAAAGGGAAGGUGCUAGCUUCGGACGUGACGCAGGACUAUGACGCGAGCCGAGUUAUUUUUGAUAGUUUUAUUUUCUUUAAGUGAAUUCCAAACCGAAACUGAAGUGACUUAGCUAAAUGACGUUUUAUCGUUUAAAUUAAAAACUCGGGUGUUUGAAAUUUUUGUUGAAAUUAUUGUGUAAUUAAUUAGGUAAAAUACUAUAUUUAUUAUUUCGUUGGAAGAACGUGAUAGUUUGAAAUUAUUUCUGUCUUGAUAUUUUCAAUGUAAUGUAAUCUGAACAACGAGAUGACUAUGAUUGGGUUAUGUUUCACUUACAGAAAUCCCCUUUCGUAGAAGUGUGAUCUUUACAAAUUAAUAGAUUUAAUGAACUAGGUACCUCUUCUUUUUAAGUCACUAAUGUUACUUCCGUUGUCGAUUUAUUACAAAAUGAAACAUCAAAGAGCACACCUCUCACGAAUCAGAUUUCGUUCAGUACCUACGCCAGACGAAUAGUGUGGACAUGUGCCGCAAUUGUUGAACGCACGACAAUGUUUCCGCUAGAUGAUGUAUUGACGGUGAUGACCGUCCGAAGGUGCAGACUUAAUGUAAGUUCAUUGGAACAAUGACGAACAAAUGGCGUCAACGAGUACUUAAAAUGUAUGAACUUUCAUUAGUUUUGCAUCCACCAAAACCAGUGCGGCGACAUUGUAACUGGAUGUCAAUUAGGUAGCCUUACCAUGUGACUACGAAAGUGUCAUGUUAGCAGCAGGAAUAUGCAUGUGAAUAAUUGGAAUUUGUAACAACUGACUGGCCGCCCUUAGGCCCUUCUUGAACUGCCCUCCUUAAAUUGGAAUUGCAUAACUAUACUCACUCGAACGCCUCCUAACAAAUGUUUUUACUUAUAGCUAUUUAAGAAAUCAACGUUUUAGGCUUACAGUAAACUCAUCGAAUAAUUUAUUUCGUAAUUAACCGUGAAUCACAGUUCCUAAUAAGCAAUUAAAAUUACGGUAAUUUAUUUGCUGCAUUGAUUCUAGUUUUGUACGGAUAAUUUUGUUGGAAGGCGUCCGACCUUUACGUAUCUUAAAAAGUUAUCAAUAUAUAGAUAUUUAAUUAAAAAAAAACACAUUGGAAUUUGAAGUUAUUGAUUUACAACAAAAAUUGUAAUCAUAGAUACCAUAACCCGUCGUUUCUAAAUGAAGAGAUCUAGUCAAAACUUACGACUGAUCAUCGGUGAGAAGUGAACUCAUGGAACAGGCGAAUGAUAUGUUCUCUCAUUAGUAACAUCGGGUUGUGCGCGACGCGCGUGAAAUGAAAUGUAAAUGAAUUUGGCGGCAUUGGGAUUUGUGGUUAGGACUUUUGUGACAAGUUCAUUUUUUCCGAUAAAAGGUAAUAUGCAUCUUGAAAGUGAAAGCUCUUUAGGUUAAUUUUAAUACUACUUUUACAACUAACCACUCUCCCUUUGAAUCCUAUUAGUAAGCGCUAUACACGGAAUUGGAAAUACACGGACCAAACAUAAGUAGCACGACUUUUGAUAGAGCAAAGUACAAAUUUCAAUAAAGUAGGAUGCAUCAGUGCUCUGGCGCAUGUUUGUCCACUGUUGUCAAUUACUCAAAUAUUUGAAUUGUGAUUCGGUAGCUAAUGAGAGAAAACUCUAUGUUCUUAAAUUUAGUGUACAUAUUAUAUACGGAGAUGGGCAUUAUGGCGCGAUCACCCGCGGCCGUUGUAAAUACAUUAUUGUAAAUUAAUAAUUUUAUUGAUAUCUGUGUCGACUGUCGGUAGCAGCUCACGGCUCCGCUACACACCGUGUUGUAUUAUACAACCUCUAAUUCUGUCCAUAUAAAUUCGAGUACAUAACAGUUUAACAUGUUACAUAUUAAUGCAUUUUAAUAUAAGAUGUCACAAAAUCUAUCGCCAGUACAGAUUAAUAAGAUACACGAACAAGUUUAGUCUUAGUCGAGUUUUGAACUCGCGCACUUGAUAACUGAAUUCAGCUCAAUCUAUUUGUUUUAUGGUUUAUUUUUGCGUAGAUAUUUUUUUUGUUAAACAUGUCCGUAUGGUUGGUUGUGAUGGUUUACUUAAGUAAGUUAGCGACUCUUCGGCAAACUACUCUGUUUGACGUGUCUACCUACAUACAUAUUUAAAUACACAUUUGUACUAACGAUUUUGAGUCGUUCUCCGUCUACCUCUACGACACAGACGUAUAUUCAACUACGGUUCUAUUUAAUUUGGAGGUACUUAAUAUAUAAUAAGUUAUCUUUUUUACACAGCCAAAUAUAUUUUCUUACUGAAUUUUAAUGGAUAAACGUCUGUGCGAUUGGAGAUAUUCCGACUGCUUGCAAAUUAUGUACAAACUAUAUUUGAUCAGCUCCUUCAUCCUGUCAUUUUCAUUAUAUAAAAUUGUAGUUUGAAAUGCUCAACAUGAUUGUUUGAUUGACUUUUUUUCGGUGUUGAUCUUUUGUAUUAGGCUAUAUAAGUGGAUGCAUUAUUCUAAAACAGAUUAUAUCAAGUGUAAGGUUCAUUUAUUCUACAGACAACGAGCGCACCUGAAACUGGCACAGACACCGACAGACAUUGUUCCACACAGUCCUGCAUAUAGCCAACUUAUAGCACAGUCACAGUCCGUGUAUGUCGGCGUCUGUGCGUGUCUGUCGGCGUUUGUGCAUGUCUGUUGGCAUCUUAUUUGUCUGUGGCGCGCUUAAUACCUGUAGAUAUAAACGAACCUUAGCGUUUGUGACGUGAUUGCCAUAGCAGUUGGGCGUGCGGCUCUCGCGGCUCAGAUGUGAUAACAGCAAUAAUUAUGACAGUCUUGUUAUUAUAUUCGUCUUCUUCUCGUGGGCUCUUCCAAGAAGGGACCACGUUUUCUUCAUACGUAACUUUAAAAAUUACAUUAUUAUAAGUGUAAUAAUUGAUAUCUUAGUGUUUUCUUUUUCAUUGCCAUUGGUUACCAAAAAUGACAGGAUUUUUAUUGAAACAUUUGUGAAUAUAUUUUAGAAGAAAAUACUCUCAUUAGAAUGUAGUGAAACUAAUUUUGAAUAACUAAUGUUUGCACAUCGAAUUGUUAAUACGUUCCUCAUGUUAAAGUUAUUCGAAAUUGUUUCUCUAAUUGUCUAAUGUAAGAUAUAUAAUUGUAAUAUAUUAUUGUUUAAGCUGUUGUGUCGAAAAUAACAAGAACAGGAAUAAUUUUGUGAAACAAUGGCACAAAGAUGAACAUAAAUAUUAUAUAUAUUAUAGAAACAGAAAUGUGGCUAUAAGAGCAAUUUUUAUAAUAAAUAUUUACUGUUGAUGAAACUUGACUA
Molecule: messenger RNA, 4325 nt
Organism: Diatraea saccharalis (sugarcane borer)
Lineage: Eukaryota; Metazoa; Arthropoda; Insecta; Lepidoptera; Crambidae
Source: the annotation of a GenBank genome assembly